GCAGCGCAAAAGCCAGACUCAAGUCUUCUCCAAGUCUUCCUUUCCGCACCUUUCCUCUCUCUCCUCCACGAUCCAUCUCUCCUCCCGAAUUUCUCUCUCACUCUCUCUCUCUCUCUCCUACAGCAACAUGUACGGCGAACACCACACUCCCGGUGAUAGUAAGCAGGUAAUCAGUCUGAAGGUUCUGGUGGACAAAGCCAGAGACCGCGUCAUCUUCGCCGAGUCCGACUACGAGUUCGUUGACACACUCCUCUCUUUCUUAACCCUCCCGAUCGGGUCAGCGGUCCGAUUGCUCGACCCCGACUUGACAUCGAUCGGAUCCCUAACCGCUAUGUACAAGAGCGUUGCCUCGCUCGAAUCGCGUAGCAUGCGCACGGAUUAUUGCAAGGAGAUGCUGUUAAACCCUAGAAAUGCAACAGAGAUUCAGUGCAGCAAAUUGAAGAUCAACGUGUACCCUCUAGAGCCUGUGAACUUGUACUCGUGCGACCGGCAGUGGUGUAUUGAUUCGGGUCGGCGGUUCAGCACUGUCAAAGACAGGCCCUGUCGAUGCAAGUAUCCGAUGUCUGACAGGGUGUAUGUAGAUCAAGCGGAGAAGGGAGCCAAAUACGAUUGCGAAGGUGGUGGGGUGUUUGUCAAGGAUGGAGCCUUUAGGUUUAUGAUAACUGAUGAUUUGCAGGUGAUGGCCGGGUCUGCUGCUGCUUGCCUUUUGCUUUUUCGGAAGCUUGGGAUUGAUGAUGGGAUUGAGGUUGAGGAGAGGACUCUUGAAUUUGGAGAACAGGAGGUACUCUGUUUGCUGAAGUUCGCAUUGCUCUCAAAGUCUCCCUUGACGGAGGCAAUACGGUAUAUACAGUGCAGCAGUAAAAAAGAGAGUACAAAAUUCCAGCCAAAGAGAACUCCUCAACUAGACAAUAGCGCUAGAACUGCAAACACCGAUAAUAUGAACUUGAAGCUUUUUGUAAGCAAAUCUAAGAAAAAUGUUUUGUUUGCUGAAGCUGGAGCGGACGUGGUGGACUUUUUGUUCAGCAUCCUCACUUAUCCUCUCGGGUCUAUUGUAAAGCUUCUUGGUAAGAAUUCUGGCUUUGGUUGUAUGGACAACUUGUACAAGAGUGUUGAACAUCUGGGCACUGGAGGGUAUCUGAAGUCGGAAGAGUGCACGAAAAUGCUAGUGUGUCCAAAGUUAGCUCCUUUUCACUGUGUUGAUAACCAGCUCCUUCAGAUAGAGGAAAGCUGCCUUUCAGCUGUCGUUAUGGAUCCCAAAUCUCCAACUGGAGAAGUCGAUGCUGGGAAAGGAUACAUGAAGGGACCUGGAACAUUCAUGAUACUAAAUGAUUUGUCUGUGGCGCCAUUUUCACCUGUCACAAGUGUAGCACUUCUUUACCAAAUGAAUAUUCCUAUUAAUGAUGUUGUGGAGCGUGUGGUGGCCAUUGGCCCCGGUGAGGCCCUGAAUCUUCUGAAUGCAUCUUUAAUCUCAAAAACAGUUCUGAGUGAUGUCUUCAACCAGAGGGAGCCUUAUCCAGAGGUAAUCAGUCUGAAGCUUCUGGUAGACAAAGCCAGAAACCGAGUCAUCUUCGCCGAGUCCGACCACGAGUUCGUCGACACACUCCUCUCGUUCUUAACCCUCCCGAUCGGGUCCGCGGUCCGAUUGCUCGGCCCCGACUCGACAGCGAUCGGAUCCCUAACCACAAUGUACAAUAGCGUUGCCUCGCUCGAAUCGCGUCACCUGCGCACGGAUUAUUGCAAGGACAUGCUGUUAUACCCUAGAAAUGCAACGGAGACUCAGUGCAGCGAAUUGAAGAUCAACGUGGACCCUCUAGAGCCUGUGAAAUUGUACAGGUGCAACACGUGUCUUAAUUCGUUUCCACGGCAGCUCAGCACUAUCAAAGACAGGCCCUGUCGAUGCACGCGUCCGAUGUCUACCAGGGCGAAAGUAGAUCAAGCGGAGAAGGGAGCCAAAGACGAUUGCGAAGGUGGUGGAGUGUUUGUAAAGGAUGGAGCCUUUAGUUUUAUGAUAACUAAUGAUUUGCAGGUGAUGGCCGGGUCUACUGCUGCUUGCCUUUCGCUUUUUCGGAAGCUUGGGAUUGAUGAUGGGAAUGAGGUUGAGGAGAGGACUCUUGAAUUUGGAGAACAGGAGGUACUCUGUUUGCUGAAGUUCGCAUUGCUCUCAAAGUCCCCCUUGACGGAAGCAAUACUGUACAUCCAAUGCAGCAGUGAAAAAGAGAGAAUAGAAUUCCAGCCGAAGAGUACUCCUCAACCAGACAAAAAUGCUAGAGCUGCUAACACCAAUAGUAUGACCUUGACGCUCUUUGUAAGCAAAUCUAAGAAAAAAGUUUUGUAUGCUGAAGCUGGAGUGGACGUGGUGGACUUUUUGUUCAGCAUCCUCACUUAUCCUCUCGGGUCUAUUAUAAAGCUUCUUGGUAAGAAUUCUGGCUUUGGGUGUAUGGACAACUUGUACAAGACUGUUGAAGAUUUGGGCACUGGAGGGUAUCUAAAAUCAGAAGAGCGCGGGAAAAUUCUAUUGUGUCCAAAGUUAGCUCCAUUUCAGAGUGUUGGUAACCAGCUCCUUCAGAUAGAAGAAGCCUCCUAUCCACUGUACGUGUAUGAUCGUAGCCGACAAUUAUGGGCAGCGGGCCUAGUGGCUGAAUCAGAAGAAAACCGCCUUACAGCUGUCGUUAUGGAUCCCAAAUCUCCAACCGGAGAAGUCGAUGCUGGGAAAGGAUACAUGAAGGGGCCUGGAACAUUCAUGAUACUAAAUGAUUUGUCUGUGGCGCCACUUUCACCUGUCACAAGUGUAGUACUUCUUAACCAAAUGAAUGUUCCUAUCAAUGAUGUUGUGGAGCGCGUGGUGACCAUUGGCCCCAAUGAGGCCCUGAAUCUUCUGAAUGCAUCUUUAAUCUCAAAAACAGCUCUGAGUGAUGUCUUCAUCCAGAGGGAGACUUGUCCAGAGGUGCAUGCGAAGUUGACGAAGCUGCAUCCUUGGAUGGUCCUUUGCAUGACUCCUUUCAUGGGGUGUUUGGAGGGAGCAUUAGAGUUGUUUCCUUCUCCUGAGAUGAUGCAGAAAAGAUGGAUCUGACAUUGAAUUUGCACUGGCUUAUUCCCCGAGUCAUAUUAAUAUGCCUUGAGGUUGAUGUCAAAGAGUUUGGCACCAGAGAGUUUUUGCAUCAUUGUGAGUAAGAUAUGUCCCUGAAUGUUAUGAUUUGUUUGUUCAAUCUGUUAGAUAUUAUAUAUAGGUCUGUAUGCAGUGUGUUGCUUUUGUGUACGAUUGAAUUUGAAUUGCUGGUUUUCAUUGGCAGUGUUCUUGUUGAUUUCUGCUU
Rhododendron vialii is the source of this 3311-nucleotide messenger RNA. RefSeq lists its product as uncharacterized. The record is from RefSeq and is a predicted model, not a curated record. The transcript has 8 exons. Lineage: Eukaryota; Viridiplantae; Streptophyta; Magnoliopsida; Ericales; Ericaceae. Bases 128 to 3070 code for a protein of 980 amino acids.